AUGCAGCUCUUCAAGCGCAAGUCUACCAAAGGCGAUGUCGUCGCUGAGGUUAUGGGCAUCUCGCCCGGCGCCGUUGGUUCUGCCAACGACGCGACUAAGCCAAAGAAGAAGAAGGGCAAGGCCCGCCGUGUCUUCCUCGGUAUCUUGAAGAAGACCGUUCCCUGCGCGUCGGGAAGAGCCCACGCGGUUGAGAACGUCGGCGAGGACGAAAGCUUCUACGACCAAAAGCACAAGAGCGAGAUCACUACCACCGGCGAGUUCAUCUUCGAGCCCAAGGGGCUCCCCGCCCAAUCGGUUGCGGUGCCCAUCGCUGCGCCAGCCCCUGCCCACGUCGCCGGGCGCAGGAACCGUCAGGCUCAGAUCAUUCAGCCCAAGGUUCAGGCCCCAGCUGCUAUGGGCGAGGUCAAUGGAUCCGUCGACAUCGUCCAGGAGGCCAGGGAACGCCCUGAGAGGGUCGUUCCAGAGGCGAUGAACAACGCCAACGCCAACGCUGGCGGGAACAGGAACCGCACUGCUCGCGUCAUUCAGCCCAAGAUUCAGGAUGGGUCGGUCGACAAGUUCAGCAUCAUCGAGCGGGCCUAUCUUCAUCAGCUCAAAACGCAAGGAGAUCGUCCUCCUCCCAGCGACGCGCAGAACAAGGCCAAGCGCCAGGCGCGUAUCAUGUACCCUGGGGCCAUCAACCCUGACCACAAGCCUGGUGCAGUCAAGGCCGCCGACGUCGAGAAGGAGGUUAGGGCUCGUCCCAAGACCCCCUUGCCUCCUAUGCCUAUCGACCCGACUUUCGACCCAAACGCGAGGAGCGAAGUGAGGAUCGCGCACCCCUUCGUCUACCCCCCGCGCCCACCACCCAAGCCCCUCGUCGAGCACGAUGCUAGCUCUCCUCCGAACAUUCCUCUGCCACCUGUGCCCACCUACCCCUACGACAGGAAGUUUAGGCGUCAGGCGCGCAUCGCUCAACCCAAGGCCGUCGAUGCUCCCGCCGAGGUCGCCCCCGCCCCCGUCGUCAAGGUCGAGGAGCCAGUCAAGCCCGUCGUUGUUGAAAGCUCGACCACUCCCGAGGCUGUCGAUGUCGUCGAGGUCGCCGAGGUCGCACCUGCCAACACCGUUCAGAAAUCCAGACGUCAUGCACGCAUCGUCCAACCGAUUGUUUUCGCCCCCGACAAUGAGCCAGCUGCUGUGGACGACCUCGACAACGGCAAGGACGCUGCUGUGGCCACCAACGUCCUUGAGGUUGCCGAGGUCGACACUGUGAACGUUGCUCAGAGGAAGAGGCGUCACGCACGAUUUGUGCUUCCCGUCGAUUAUAUCCCAGCUUAUGAAGCUGCGACGGGUGUUGAGGUUGAAGAUGAUGUCAAGCCUGCUGUGGUCGAAGAACCUGUCGGUGUUGAGGAGCCUGCCGUCGUGGUCGUCGAGGAGCCUGUCGCCGUCGAGGAGCCUGUCGCCGUCGAGGAGCCUGUCGCCGUCGAGGAGCCUGUCGCCGUCGAGGAGCCUGUCGCCGUCGAGGAGCCUGUCGUCGAGGAACCUGUCGUCGAGGAACCUGUUGUCGUCGAGGAGUCAGCUGUCGUCGAUGUUCAGUCCAAGGUCGUCGAUCACGUCGAGGUCGAUGAAGAACCCCGCAAGCGUGCUUAUACCUCUUUCGAUGCAGUACUUGUUGGCCUUAGCCUUCUCCGCGAUGACUCGAGCGAGGACGAAAGCUACAAGGAACGCGACUUUUCUUCAGACGAAUCUUCGCAUCCUGGUGAUGUAGAAGAUGUCUCUAAGGUUGCCGCUGUUGUUGAGAAUGAGGUAGCUGUUCGUUGUUCUGUUGAGGUGCGAGUGGCUGUUACCUCCAAAGUUGUUGUAUAUGGAACAAUUCUUUUCGAUGAAAAUAACAAUAACACUGUCUCCGAGGUCGCUUCGUAUGAAGAUGACCUCAUCGUCCUUGGAUCUUUCUCCAAGGAUGCCGAUUUCAAAGUUUGCACCUUCGGGUCCAUUCCUCUUCUGGAGGAUGAUACCACUGCUGAUGUCUUGUGGCUUCUAGUCGGCAACUUCAUCAAGACACGAUAUCUUACUCGUCGUGUUGCCGUUGGGAAGACCUCGGAAGUUGUUGGUUCGUCUGUUGUUGAUUCUUCUACAGUCAGCGAGGUUGUCGAUAGAUCCUCGAAUGGCGACUUGUCUCCUCUUGUGGAUUCUAUUCCUUCGGAGUACUCUUCCUCUCCUACUACUCCGGUCGAGGUUCAACAAGCUGGGGACCUGCCAAAGGAGGAGGUGAAGGAAGAAGUCAAAGAAAUCGUUGAUGUCAUUGAAGAGGUACCUGUUCUCGGUUCCCCUAUCAAACUUGUGACUUCUUCACCCAAGCUUGCUGUGGUUCCAACCUCGCUUCCUUAUGCCAAGGGAGUUCCUACUCGUCGGGUCGAUAUUCGUGGCACUCGUCAACGGGUCCAAUGCGAGGGAACAUCGACCAGCACUGGGGAACAACCUGGCGUUCUCGUGCGAAGUAUUCUGAACUUGGAAGAGGCGUACUCUACGACCAAUAAGCCUCGCAAUGCUUCAGCUUCGCCUGUCGUCGAGACGGAUGCACCGCUUUCAAGUACCAGGAAAGUUCCACCUUCUCGAAUUCCAGUACUGGCAUCACGACGAGAAGCUCUUGCUCGCCGUCGCUUUGGUACGCUAUACGAGUCGCGAUCUACACCUGCACCUGGAUUUUCGCCCUUCAUAUAUGGGCUUCUAAGGUCUUUUAUACAUUUCGACGAUGUCCAUUUAUCGUCGUUCUUCUUGGCCGAUGACUUCUUGACAUCCUCGAAGUCGUUCGCCUGCUCAGUGACUCGCGUUCGGAAUGCACUGGCAAAAUUCUCGCUCCUUGGCACCGUUGGUCAACAACGUUUCGCAGUUUUCAGCAGAUUUCUCAGAUGA
Messenger RNA from Psilocybe cubensis, 2892 nucleotides. RefSeq lists its product as uncharacterized. The coding region runs from base 1 to 2892 and encodes 963 amino acids. The record is from RefSeq and is a predicted model, not a curated record. Lineage: Eukaryota; Fungi; Basidiomycota; Agaricomycetes; Agaricales; Agrocybaceae. The transcript has 8 exons.